GUAGGUUCUGUGGCGGUGUGUCAAGCAUAGACCAAUAAUCAGUUGUAUAUGUUUUAUGAUAAGAAAUAUAGGUUAAGUUUACAUCCAAGAAUUUGAGAUUAAACAUUUUACAUAAUAAAUGUCGGAAAAAGAUUAUGCACCAUUAAGUUCAGCAUGUGUUCGUGCACUCAACGACAAAUUAUACGAAAAAAGGAAAACCGCCGCCUUGGAAAUAGAAAAGAUGGUUAAAGAAUUCGCUGCUGUAAAUAAUACUGGACAAAUUAAGAGACUCCUGAAGGUAUUAGGACAGGAUUUUGCCUUAUCUCAGAAUCCCCAUGCUAGAAAAGGAGGACUCAUUGGUUUAGCUGCUAUAGCAAUUGCUCUAGGAAAGGACACAGGUUUAUACACAGAUGAGCUUAUCAAACCUAUACUAGGUUGUAUGGCAGAUCAAGACCUACGCGUAAGGUAUUAUGCUUGUGAGUCACUUUAUAAUGUUGUAAAGGUCUCAAGAGGAGCUGUGCUGCCACAUUUUGCUGCUAUAUUCAAUUCAUUGAGUAAAAUUGCUACAGACCCUGAUCAACAUGUUAAGAAUGCAUCUGAAUUAUUGGACAGACUAUUGAAGGAUAUUGUUGUAGAAAGUACAACAUUUGACUUAGAUGGUUUCAUACCAUUGCUGAGAGAAAAAAUAUAUACCAAAAGCCCAUUUGCCAGACAGUUUGUCAUAUCAUGGAUAUCCAUAUUGAAUACUGAGCCACGCUUAGAUCUUAUAGGUUAUUUACCUGAGCUUUUAGAUGGCUUGUUCAGAAUCUUAGAUGACACUAAUCUUGAGGUUAAAAAAAUAUGUGAAACAAUCCUAGGAGAAUUCCUUAGGGGCAUCAAAAGUGAUCCAUCUAAAGUUAAUUUUGGAGCUAUGAUAAACAUAUUGAUCAACCAUGCCCAAGAGAAAAGCGAUGACUUGGUUCAGUUCACAGCAAUUACUUGGAUCAAAGAGUUCGUACAGUUGUCAGGUCCAGCAAUGUUGCCGCAUGUAUCUGGAAUAUUCACCGCAGUCUUGCCGUGCCUAGCAUAUGAUACAGACGCUCGGAGAAACAUUAAAGAAACUGCUACGGCUGUCAACUAUACGUUGAUGAAACUCAUAGCCUUGCAAGAAGAGAACAGUGAUGAAGAUAUUCGACCGUUAACAGCUACAGAAGAACAAAUUAAUAACGAAUUAGACCUUCCAUCAGUUGUAGACCACUUGACGUCGUACUUAAUGCAUAAUUCCAUCCAGACUAAAGUGGCAGUCCUGAAAUGGAUCCACGAUUUGUAUACAAAACUCCCGAAUAAGAUGGUGAAUUACAUAGAUGUUUUAUUCCCCGCACUACAGAAAACUUUAUCUGACGAAUCUGACCAGGUUGUCCAGCAAUGCCUUGUGGUACUGGCAGAGGUCAUUUCUACACCUAAGUCAUCGAAAUCGGGGCAUACAGUACCUGACACCAAUGAGUAUUAUCACAAAUUCAUGGUGAGCUUGUUGCUCUCAUUCAGUCUAGACAAAAGACUUCUUGUCGAACGGGGUUCAUUUAUUAUAAGACAACUCUGUGUUCUACUCAAUGCCGAAGACAUAUACACAACAUUAGCCCAAAUUCUACUGAAAGAAUCAAAUCUAAAGUUUGCUAGUCUAAUGGUAGAGCACUUGAAUAUGAUUUUGUUUACCUCUUCAGAGCUGUAUGAGCUGAGAAAUAGACUAAAAGACAUUAGUAAAAAGGAAAACAGCACGUUAUUCUGCUGCCUAUAUGACACUUGGUGCCACAAUCCAGUAGCCACAGUGGCUUUAUGCUUACUGUCACAAUGCUACAGUCAUUCUUGUGAAUUGAUAAAGUUAUUUGGAAACUUAGAAAUUACUGUUAAUUUCCUCACCGAUAUUGACAAACUCGUCCAGCUGAUCGAAUCUCCAAUAUUUGCUUACUUAAGGUUGGAACUGCUGGAGGUUCCGUGCGACCAGAAUCUACUCAGAGCUUUGUAUGGUCUUCUGAUGCUAUUGCCUCAAACACAAGCAUUCAAUACCCUGAAGACAAGAUUGAGCUGCAUACCAAGCUUACAUCUCCACUGUGAUGACAAUAAAAUAUUAAAGACGAAAAAGGGACAAGAAGCGCUAUUAGAUUUUCAGCGCAUGCUAGACCAUUUCAUAGCAGUACAAGAAAAACAUAAAGAAUACAAAAAGGCUCAAAGAACCAAAGAACUAUCUGCUUUGGAUAAGGAAAAUGUAUAUUUGUAACAUAUUAUUAUUUCAGUUUUAUGUAUUUACUUAUAAGUGUAAACAUUCCUAUUUUACAUACAUAUUAUACAUACCUCAAUUGUCAUACAAUAUUUAUUUAUUUUUUAAUCUGAUUGAGAAUAUAUUGUUACACGUAUUGGAAAAAGUGUUAUUUUAUGCUUGUAUGGCCACCAUUUAAAUAUCUAUGUGAUAGAACAAUAGAAAGAUCUUGGAAUUGAAAUAGCAAAAGGACAAGUUUGCGUGCAAACAUUUUGUCGUAAGCCGAUAAUGUCCUUUGAAGAGGAA
Molecule: messenger RNA, 2518 nt
Organism: Acanthoscelides obtectus
Lineage: Eukaryota; Metazoa; Arthropoda; Insecta; Coleoptera; Chrysomelidae
Source: the annotation of a GenBank genome assembly